This is a messenger RNA of Macaca mulatta (Rhesus monkey), 285 nucleotides long. Its product is annotated as cytochrome c oxidase subunit 7C, mitochondrial-like. The record is from RefSeq and is a predicted model, not a curated record. Gene Ontology annotation, cellular component: respiratory chain complex IV. Gene Ontology annotation, biological process: mitochondrial electron transport, cytochrome c to oxygen. Lineage: Eukaryota; Metazoa; Chordata; Mammalia; Primates; Cercopithecidae.
GGGAACAAGGUCGUGAAAACAAGGUCUUGAUGAGGUGCCGCCAUUUCAUCGGUCCCCCGUCUCUGCGCUUUUCGCAGAGCUUCCAGCAGCGCUAUGUUGGGCCACAGCAUCCGGAAGUUCACAACCUCUGUGGUCCAUAGGAGCCACUAUGAGGAGGGUCCUGGGAAGUAUUCGCCAUUUUCAGUGGAAAACAAGUGGGCGUUACUAGUUAAGAUGUGCUUGUACUUUGGAUCUGCAUUUGCUGCACCCUUCCUUAUAGUACAACACCAACUGCUUAAAUCAUAA